Xyrauchen texanus (razorback sucker) is the source of this 5674-nucleotide messenger RNA. RefSeq names its product mucin 5f (gene muc5f). Bases 311 to 4336 code for a protein of 1341 amino acids. Gene Ontology annotation, molecular function: protein binding. The record is from RefSeq and is a predicted model, not a curated record. NCBI's taxonomy places the organism in Eukaryota, Metazoa, Chordata, Actinopteri, Cypriniformes, Catostomidae. The transcript has 19 exons. Gene Ontology annotation, cellular component: extracellular matrix.
CCGUGCAAAACUUUACCCUGGGCUUCCUUUGUCACAGCUUGGCCAGUUUAUAAAAUGUAAUGCCAAAGAUGGACUUGUGUGCUUGAACAAAUACCAAACUAUUACACAACAAUGCUUGAACUUUGAGAUUAGAGUAUACUGUUGUAAUGGAAAAUGUGGCAGUACUACAACACAAUCACCAUCUCCAACCACUACUAGGCUGUCAAUUACAGCUGUAUUGUCUACUACUACACCUUUACCAACUUUCACAACUCUGAAAACAACCAAGCGUACACCUAAACCUGGAUGCAUUUGCCAUUGGUCAGAUUGGAUGGACUUUGGUGGCCCAACAAAAGAUUCUGAAGGUGGUGAAAUAAUACCAAUCAAAAAAAUUAUUAAAACUUAUUCAACCAUCUGCUCUGCACCAAAAGAAGUGGAAUGCCGUGCAAAACUUUACCCUGGACUUCCUCUGUCACAACUUGGCCAGGUCGUAAAAUGUAAUGCCAAAGAUGGACUUGUGUGCUUGAACAAGCACCAAACUAUUACACAACAAUGCUUGAAUUUUGAGAUUAGAGUUUCCUGUUGUGAUGGAAAAUGUGGCAGUACUACAACACAAUCACCAACCGCAACCUCUACUUGGCUGUCAAAUACAAAAACAAUACCCACAAAAACAUCAGCUUCCAUGACACCGAAAUCAACUGUGCUUACUCCUACUCCUGGAUGCCUUUGCCAUUGGUCAGAUUGGAUAGACUUUGGUGGCCCAACAACAGGUUCUGAAGGUGGUGAGAUAAUACCACUUAAAGGAAUAAUUGAUUCCUAUCUUACUGUAUACACAGAGCCAAAGGAAGUGGAAUGCCGAGCAAAACUUUACCCUGAACUUUCUCUUUCACAGCUUGGCCAGGUUGUGAAAUGCAGUACAAAAGAUGGACUCGUAUGUUUGAACAAAAACCAAAGUAUUACACAGCAAUGCUUUGACUAUAUCAUCAGAGUAUUUUGCUGUCAUGGAAAAUGUGGUGGUUCCACACAGGCACCAGCAACAUUUUCCAUGACACCAAACAUAAUCACACUUACUCCAACCCCUGCAUGCAAUUGUCAUUGGUCAGAAUGGAUGGACUUUGGAGGGCCAACAACAGGUCUUAAAGGUGGAGAAAUAAUACCAAUUAAAACAAUCAUAGAUUCAAAUCCAACCACCUGCUCAACACCAAAGAAAGUGGAAUGUCGUUCAAAACUUUAUCCUGAGCUUCAUAUUUCAGAGCUUGGCCAGGUCGUGAAAUGUAAUCUUCAAGAUGGACUUGUUUGCCUAAAUAAAAAUCAAGAUAUUACCCAGCAAUGCUUUGACUAUGAGAUGAGAUUGUUGUGUUGUCAUGGACAAUGUAUCAGCACAUCUCUACCAUCAUCACCGACACUAUCUGUACACAGUCCCCCCACAAGUACAAGCACAAGAACAACUACAACAUCCACAAUAACAGCUAUGACUAGUACCAUUUCCCUAACUGCCAAUGCAUCCACUACUCCAAAAGAAAAUAAAUUUCCUUCUGAAUGUAUUUGUCAGUGGUCGGACUGGAUUGACUUUGGUAGCCCAACAACAGGUCCUAAGGGUGGUGAAAUUAUACCUAUAAUGGAACUGAUACAUAAAAAUCCUAAUAGUUGCUCUGCUCCAUUUGAAGUUGAAUGCCGUGCAAAACUUUACCCUGGACUACUUCUUUCACAACUGGGCCAGGUAGUUACAUGUAAUCCUGAGGAUGGACUAGUUUGCUUAAACAAGAACCAAGAAGUUACACAGCAAUGCUUUGAUUAUGAGAUUAAAAUAAUUUGUUGUCAAGGACUGUGUGGAAAAACCUCAAGAUCAGCAGUUAAUUCACGACUAAUUCAGUAUUUGUCCUCCAACACAAUAAUCACCAAAACCACAAGUUUGCCAAUUAAAGGUCACAUCACUGCCCACCAAGAAUGUGCCUGUGAAAUCUAUGGUGAUAAAUAUGAGCCAGGAGCAGCAAUUUACAAUAAAACUGAUGGUGAUGGAUGGUGUUAUAUUGCAAAAUGUGUCAAAACAGAAGAGAAGUGUGAUGUGAUAAAAUUAUCAGUACCCUGUUUAACAACAGCAUCACCAUCAGCCUCCACAGCACUGACAAGCAACUGUGAUAAAUAUAUUACCCCUCUUACAAAUGGUGAAUCUAUUAAUGAGGGAAAUUGCUAUACUGACACAUGCAUCAAUGGUACAAUCAAACAUGAAGCAGUGCAGUGUGUACCUGUGGAGUAUCCUGUGUGUGAGAACAAAUAUCCACCACUGAAAGUCACCGACAAGUCUGGAUGCUGUUUUAAAUAUGAGUGCCAAUGUAUCUGCAAUGGCUUAGGAGGCACACAUUACAUCACAUUUGAUGGAAUACAUUACCCUUUUCAAGGAAACUGUUCUUAUGUGCUUGUCAAAGAAAUCGAUCCGAAGUACAAUUUAAGUGUUAUAAUUGACAGUGCCCUCUGUGAUUCUGACAAUGGUCUUUCCUGCCCCAAGUCCCUGAGAGUUUACUACAAAUCUUUAGAGAUCUUCAUGUCUCAGAAGGUUUCUGGUGGAGCUGUCACAAAUUUGAUUCACUUGAACCACAAGACGGUAAAUUUGCCGUUUCAGAAUAAAGACAUCCGUGCCAUACAAAAUGGCAUAGAAUCUUUUUUGUUCAUACCUGAGAUUGGUGCACAGAUCACUUUUACUGGCAAACAGUUUUCCAUCAACCUCCCAUGGCACAAGUUCCAUGGUAACACAGAGGGCCAGUGUGGUACGUGUGAUAAUAACCAAAGAGACGAUUGUCGCUUGCCAGAUAGCACCAUUGUAUCAUCUUGCCAAGACAUGGCUCCAUAUUGGCAUGCUCAUAAAAACAACAGCUUCUGUACUCCAUCAAGGCCCGUGCCCACAUCAAAACCAUGCCCUCGUCCUGCAAUAUGCAAAAUCAUUGAAAGCAAGAUCUUUGAGAAAUGCCAUCAAUUUGCCCCUUAUGAGCCAUACAUUGCAGCAUGUAACUCAGAUGUAUGUCACAUGAAGUGUGAGAGCAUUGGCUGUGGCAGCCUUCAGGCCUAUGCUGAGCAAUGCGCAAUGGCAGGAGUAUGUGUAGAAUGGAGGAACGCUACAAAUGGAGUCUGUGAUUUUGAGUGCAAUAAGCCACUGGAAUAUAAAGCAUGUGGUCCUCAAGUAGAGCCAACUUGUGAUGCAAGAUUUAACCUGAAAUAUGGACACGAGCAUAAAGCAUUCAGUCAUUUGGAAUCAACGGGAUGGGAGGGAUGUUACUGCCCGAGUGGUACCACACUUUUGAGACCUAAUUCUAAAAUCUGCAUUCCCAGCUGUGAGAUUUGUACCUUACCCAAUGGACGAUGGAAGAAGGCCAAUGAAACAUGGACUAUGGGCUGUGACGUGUGCACGUGUGAGGAGGAAAGUCUGACUAUACACUGUGAGCCUCUUCCUUGCCCCAAACAAGAUCCUGUAAUCUGUGAUCAGGACGGUCAAAUUAGGAUUUCAGAAACAGUGGGCUGCUGCCAGAGGAUGAAAUGUGGGUGUAAUACUAGCCUCUGUCCCAGUAAGAGCUUCACUUGCCCCGUUGGACACAAUAUAGAGAUGAAAAUGGGACUUUGCUGUCCGGUAUAUCGCUGUGUGCCUAAACAUGUUUGUGUGUUCAAUGAUACAGAAUAUAAGGCAGGGAACCCUGUACCCAUUAGCAAAUGUAAGCAUUGCCUAUGUAGUGCUAACCGGGAUCACAGGAGUCAACAACAUUCGAUUGAAUGCCAGCCCGUUCAGUGCGAUACACACUGUCAAAGGGGAUACGAGUAUAGGACAGUUCCUGGCUGGUGCUGUGGAAAGUGUGUCCAGACAAGCUGUGUCGUUGUUUAUGCAGGAAACAUCUCGCACACCAUCCCUGAUGGCGAAAUUUGGUCUCCACCUGGUGAUAAAUGUUCGAAAUUUAAGUGUGUGAAGAUCGGAAUGAACUUCAUUGCAACUGAAUUCAAGAUUGAUUGUCCAAAGUUCAAUCCAGCUGCAUGCGUGCCCGGCACCGAGGUCAUUGCUCCCAAUGGAUGCUGUAAAAGGUGCAUAUAUUUACCAAAGCAAUGCAAUAUAAGCAAGAUAUCAACAUACCUGGAGAGUAACGGCUGUAGGACGGCAAAACCAGUGGAGAUGUCUAUAUGUGGAGGGUCAUGUGGCACAUAUUCCAUGUACUCCAUGAAAGAUAAAGCGAUACAACAUUCAUCUUCUUGUUGCCGGGAGGUCGCAACGAAAGAAAGGAAAGUGCAGCUUAUCUGUCCGAAUGGAUCAAAAGUCAUCGAGAAAUAUAUCCACAUAGAAAAGUGCGGCUGCUUGGAGACAGAGCGACAGAAGCCUUGAUGAACUAGAACUCUUAUUAUAUAGAAAUCAGUCUUAUUCUAUUUAUGUCUUUGUACUGAUUUACUUACAUCAUUUACACCUUCAUGCAUACUCUUCAUCUUUUUUUUCCUUUCAAAAAUUCAAAAUUCAAUAAAUAUACGCAAUUUGGCUUGGUGUUUUUAGUCUUUUUAAGUGAAACUCAGGCACAUUUCUAUUUUUGAAGACUUUUAAUGUCAUUUCCAGCUCAAUUCAUAUUAAUAAUAAUAAUAAUAAUAAUAAAUACAUGUGAAAAUUAUGAACUUGUAACACGGGGAAUGUAACAGAACAUGUCUUCAGCACUACUUGUUAAGAAAGUAAUGGCGACCUAUCAUUAGCAUUCAAGAGUCAACGACAUGCCUGUUCUAGAAAUAGUUCGAGUAAAAUAAAGAACCACUGUUUCAUCCGUCUGUUUUCUGUGAUGGGGUGGGUAUGUUAUAAGACCUUGGAUGUUUUUAAGUAAAGAGCAAAUUUAGUACAUUUAACAGACUCUAUUUUCAAGUAAAGGCUACACACAACACUUGAUGGCUUUAAUUAGAACUUCUCGGGUACAUUUUACUCAAGCAAUGUGUGAUGAGGCAGGUAAGCAAUGAGGAUCUACACGCAGCUUUAUUAAACUAAAAGAGCAUGGGGGGGAGGGGGGCUACAAAACUAACACAGGAAAUUGGAAACUAAACAAGAAUUUCAAAAUAACAGCACAAAAACAAAAGAUAACUGGGAAUAUGUGACACUCUGUAGCACUGAAUUAACCCUUUAAGCUCUGAAGGUGUUGUAAAGUGUUUGGUAUCCUUGUAAAGAAAACUUUGGAUAAUAUUUAAUGAUAUUGUUUAUGAUACAUUCUGAGACUCUCAGACUAAGAAACUGCUGACAAAUGAAAAAAAAAAAAAACUAUUGUGUAACAAAUGUUCUUAUUUUGACAUUAUAUAUAUCAGGGUGUAAAUAAGGUGGCUCCAAAAAACUGCUUUUGUUUUGUUCUCAAUCAUGUCAACUGUAUCUGAGAAACAUUUUGUGUUGAUACGACAAAACAAUCAGAAGUAAAAACAUUACAAAAAUUAUUUAUCAAAGUGUCCAAAAAUAUCUCCAAGUGUCCAAAAUCAUCUCCAAACAAAUAAAACAAAUAUUGCACAUAAGAACUAAUUACACAUGCAAACACAACAAUGACUAAAGGUUUGUAUGGCGUGCAGACAUGAUGUUAUCUCUGUAAUGAGAUUUUACAGAAUGAGUUUCAUUCUGUGCCAUUUGAGUCAUCAUUGAGUCUAUGUCAUAUAUUUGGCGCCAUCUCCUGGUGGCCAGAUGUAACAUUUUGCUUCAUGUGGAUUAUCU